Cylas formicarius (sweet potato weevil) is the source of this 1023-nucleotide messenger RNA. RefSeq names its product adhesive plaque matrix protein-like. The coding region runs from base 135 to 977 and encodes 280 amino acids. The transcript is spliced from 5 exons. The record is from RefSeq and is a predicted model, not a curated record. Lineage: Eukaryota; Metazoa; Arthropoda; Insecta; Coleoptera; Brentidae.
CUCAUAUGUUAAACAAAUAAAUAUGUGGUGUCAUGCGACAUUAUUAGAUCUUUGAUAAGAUAAUUUCUCGUCAAGACCCGCAUAUAAUUCACUUUUAUCGAUAUUCUUAAUCAUUCCAAGCAAAAAAGGAAAAUAUGGCAGAUGAAUAUGGCUUCAAGCCAAGAUACCCGCCAACUGCUCCUCUUGCUUCGACGGACCCAGCAUUUCAUAUUAAAUGCGAACACACUUCCGUAAGGAGCCGCCAUUGUCCCCAGUGCUACCCUUCUUGGCCACCCCCACCGGGAGGUUCCUCAUAUCCCCCACCUUACUACCCGCCGCCACCCUCUGGCAUUCCAUCUUAUCCGCCAUCCCAUCAAUACCCUCCGUCUCCCCCUAGCAGACCCCAUUACCCGCCUUCUUAUUCCCCUCCUCGGCACAAGUGUCCCAUAUGUCAGUCUGUUUUGCAUGGUGGUCCGGGAAGUAACUGUAGACAGUGUCACGCUGUUGGAGUAGGCUACCCGACCGCCCCUAGCGGCGUACAGCCCCCCCGAGGCGGCACUAAAGCUUACUACUGGGUUGAUACUUUUGCGCGAGGUUCAGUCCCAUCUACCGCGCUUCAUGGUGGCCACGACGUAGAUGGGGAGGAAAUCUUCGUGGGAAGAGCGUUCCAUGAAGGUGACUGGAUCCCUGCCAAAGUGAUUCCAGGCAGGAACGUAGCUUAUGUGGCUUAUGCCGGGGGCGAGCAUGCGAAAGAUCAUUAUCAGGUUCUCUGCGAACAAAGAUUCGAUUGGAUACCGAGCUCCGGUGGUCACAUCCCUCCAGGUGCCGUGGAAGGUGGGAGAACAUCUGAUGGCGAGACCUUGUAUAUAGGGAGGGCGCAUCACGAUGGUUCUUUAACCAUUGGAAAGAUUCAUCCGAGCCAUGGGGUGUGUUACAUUCCAUUUGGUGGAAGGGAAAUUGGCCAUCAUAACUAUGAAAUAUUGGUGCUUCGAUCGUAAAUCUAUUUCUUUAAACAGUUAUUUCAUGAAGUGCUGGAUUACUUGA